This is a messenger RNA of Mustela erminea (ermine), 3262 nucleotides long. RefSeq names its product SAFB-like transcription modulator. Gene Ontology annotation, cellular component: nucleus. The record is from RefSeq and is a predicted model, not a curated record. Gene Ontology annotation, molecular function: sequence-specific DNA binding; RNA binding. Lineage: Eukaryota; Metazoa; Chordata; Mammalia; Carnivora; Mustelidae. Gene Ontology annotation, biological process: regulation of transcription by RNA polymerase II; regulation of mRNA processing.
ACGGCCGGCGCGGCCCCCCAAGGGCGAUCGUGGAGACCCGGGAGGCGCUCGGUCCCCAGUCUUUAGCGGUGGCUAUUGAAGAGGAAGGAGGCGAUCCAGAUAAUAUUGAAUUAACUGUUUCAACUGAUACUCCAAACAAGAAACCAACCAAAGGCAAAGGUAAAAAACAGGAAGCAGAUGAGUUGAGUGGAGAUGCUUCUGUGGAAGAUGAUGCUUUUGUCAAGGACUGUGAAUUGGAGAAUCAAGAGGCACAUGAACAGGAUGGAAAUGAUGAACUAAAGGACCCUGAAGAAUUUGGUGAAAAUGAAGAAGAAACUGUACAUUCCAAGGAGUCACUUUCUACAGAAGAGAACAAGAGAACUCAUGAAUUAAUAGAGGCAGAAGCAAUAGAAGAUAUAGAAAAAGAGGACAUCGAAAGUCAGGAAAUUGAAGCUCAAGAAGGUGAAGAUGAUACCUUUCUAACAGCCCAAGAUGGUGAGGAAGAAGAAAAUGAGAAAGAAGGGAACCUAGCUGAGGCUGAUCACACAGCUCACGAAGAGAUGGAAGCUAAUGCGCCUGUGAAAGAAGCUGAGGAUGACAACAUCUCGGUCACAAUCCAGGCUGAAGAUGCCAUCACUCUGGAUUUUGAUGGUGAUGACCUCCUAGAAACAGGUAAAAAUGUGAAAAUUACAGAUUCUGAAGCAAGUAAGCCAAAAGAUGGGCAGGACGCCAUUGCACAGAGCCCGGAGAAGGAAAGCAAGGAUUAUGAGAUGAAUGCGAACCAUAAAGAUGGUAAGAAGGAAGACUGCGUGAAGGGUGAUCCUGUCGAGAAGGAAGCCAGAGAAAGUUCUAAGAAAGCAGAAUCUGGAGACAAAGAAAAGGAUACUUUGAAGAAAGGGCCCUCGUCUACUGGGGCCUCUGGUCAAGCAAAGAGCUCUUCAAAGGAAUCUAAAGACAGCAAGACAUCAUCCAAAGAUGACAAAGGAAAUACAAGUAGUACUAGUGGUAGCAGUGGAAGCUCAACUAAAAAUAUCUGGGUUAGUGGACUUUCUUCUAAUACCAAAGCUGCUGACUUAAAGAACCUCUUUGGCAAAUAUGGAAAGGUUCUGAGUGCAAAGGUAGUUACAAAUGCUCGAAGUCCUGGGGCAAAGUGCUAUGGCAUUGUAACUAUGUCUUCAAGCACAGAGGUGUCCAGAUGUAUUGCCCAUCUUCAUCGCACUGAGCUGCACGGACAGCUGAUUUCUGUUGAAAAAGUUAAAGGUGAUCCUUCUAAGAAAGAACUGAAGAAAGAAAAUGAUGAAAAGAGUAGUUCAAGAGGUUCUGGAGACAAAAAAAAUAUGAGUGAUAGAAGUAGCAAGACACAAGCCUCUGUCAAAAAGGAAGAGAAAAGGUCGUCUGAGAAGUGUGAAAAAAAAGAAGGCAAGGAGCCUAAGAAAAUAGAAGGUAAAGACGAGAAGAAUGAUAAUGGAUCAAGUGGCCAAACUUCAGAAUCGAUUAAAAAAAGUGAAGAAAAGAAGCGAAUAAGUUCCAAGAGUCCAGGACAUAUGGUAAUACUGGACCAAACUAAAGGAGAUCAUUGUAGGCCAUCAAGAAGAGGAAGAUACGAGAAAAUUCAUGGAAGGAGCAAGGAAAAGGAGAGAGCUAGCCUAGAUAAAAAAAGGGACAAAGACUAUAGAAGGAAAGACAUCUUGCCUUUUGAAAAGAUGAAGGAACAAAGACUAAGAGAGCAUUUAGUUUGCUUUGAGAGAUUGUGACGAGCAAUGGAACUUCGAAGACGAAGAGAGAUUGCAGAAAGAGAGCGUCGAGAGCGAGAACGCAUUAGAAUAAUUCACGAACGGGAAGAACGGGAACGCUUACAGAGAGAGAGAGAGCGCCUAGAAAUUGAAAGGCAAAAACUAGAGAGAGAGAGAAUGGAACGCGAACGCUUGGAAAGGGAACGCAUUCGUAUUGAACAGGAACGUCGUAAGGAAGCCGAACGUAUUGCUCGAGAACGAGAGGAGCUGAGAAGGCAACAGCAGCAGCUUCGUUAUGAACAAGAGAAAAGGAAUUCUUUGAAACGCCCACGUGAUGUAGAUCAUAGGCGAGAUGAUCCUUACUGGAGCGAGAGUAAAAAGUUGUCUCUAGAUACAGAUGCACGAUUCAGCCAUGGAUCUGACUAUUCUCGCCAGCAAAACAGAUUUAAUGACUUUGAUCACCGAGAGAGGGGCAGGUUUCCUGAGAGUUCAGCAGUACAGUCUUCAUCUUUUGAAAGGCGAGAACGCUUUGUUGGUCAAAGUGAAGGGAAAAAAACACGUCCUACUGCACGAAGAGAAGAUCCGGGUUUUGAAAGGUAUCCCAAAAAUUUCAGUGAUUCCAGAAGAAAUGAGCCUCCACCACCAAGAAAUGAACUUAGGGAAACGGACAGGCGAGAAGUCCGGGGAGAACGAGACGAGAGGAGAACCGUGAUCAUCCAUGACAGGCCUGAUAUCACUCACCCUAGACAUCCUCGAGAAGCAGGGCCGAAUCCAUCCAGACCCGCCACCUGGAAAAGUGACGGCGGCAUGUCCGCCGACAAACCGGAAACAAGAGUUGAAAGGCCGGAACGAUCUGGGAGGGAAGUUUCAGGACACAGUGUGAGGGGCGCGCCCCCUGGCAAUCGCAGUAAUGCGUCGGGCUACGGAAACAGAGAGGGAGACAGGGGCGUGAUCACGGACCGAGGAAGUGGAACACAGCACUACCCUGAGGAACGACAUGUGGUUGAACGCCAUGGACGGGACACAAGUGGACCAAGGAAAGAGUGGCAUGGUCCACCUUCUCAAGGGCCUGGCUAUCACGAUGCAAGGCGAAUGGGUGAUGGCCGGACAGGAGCAGGCAUGAUAAGCCAACACACGAGUAAUGCAUCCCCAAUUAAUAGAAUUGUACAAAUCAGUGGUAAUUCCAUGCCAAGAGGAAGUGGCUCCGGAUUUAAGCCUUUUAAGGGUGGACCUCCACGACGAUUCUGAGAAUUAGCUCUCUGCCAUGGUUUCAAGAUAAUUUAUUGAAAUCUCCUGUAAACUUUACUUGACUACUUAUGAAGAGGACCUCUGACUUGCUUGAGAGUUCUGUCAGACUUUUCUUUUUUUCUCAUUUUUUAAAAUUUAACAUGAUUGCUUUUCUCAAUUUUGGAGAAGAUGUUUAAAUAGUUCCGUUGUAACUUUUACUAGUUUUGUGUAUCAUUCAACUUUUUUUCUUCCAGCACCGAAACACAUUUGAAAAGAUGGAAUCCAAACCAUUUUGUUUAACGCUGUGUGAAUAUAAAGAGUAG